Messenger RNA from Daldinia caldariorum, 3061 nucleotides. RefSeq names its product DNA replication licensing factor mcm7. Gene Ontology annotation, biological process: DNA replication initiation; double-strand break repair via break-induced replication; DNA strand elongation involved in DNA replication. Gene Ontology annotation, cellular component: nucleus; MCM complex. The record is from RefSeq and is a predicted model, not a curated record. The transcript has 5 exons. The coding region runs from base 273 to 2744 and encodes 823 amino acids. Gene Ontology annotation, molecular function: ATP hydrolysis activity; single-stranded DNA helicase activity; ATP binding. Lineage: Eukaryota; Fungi; Ascomycota; Sordariomycetes; Xylariales; Hypoxylaceae.
CUGGGGCUGAAGAAUCACACGAAAAUUCGCGUCGACGCGUAUUUGACAGUGCAUCGUCCAUUAGGUACAUAAUGUAGAAACUGGGUCCAUGUCCCCCCCUUGUCCCCUUGUUCUCCUAGUACAACUUCCAGCCUCCACGUUCUAAUGUAAAAAGUUACAGACUCAAAUGUACACUACCUAAUUAUUGCGACUUACCCAAUCCUGUCGCAAUUCUUUUACAUCCCACAUCUCAUUUUACACUCCAAGAUUCCCAGGAGUAGACACAAUUCAAAAUGGCUCUCCUUCAGUAUAAAAGCAUCGUCGAUUAUGAAGCGCAGCAAGCUGCCUUUGAGACCUUCCUCGAAAAGUUCAAGACCUCGCCGGAACAGACAUUAACCCACGCUAUUGGCCAGAUUAAUAUCGACGAGGAUGACUUGAGUGACGAGUACGAUUUUAUGGACAGAGACGAUGAAGAGCACGAGCGACGCCGACGGGAGAAAGCUUCAGCAAAGCUGCCAAAACACAAAUACGCCGAUCUGAUGCAGAAGCUUGCAGACCGCACAAUCAACGAGGUUUUAAUAGAGCUAGAUGACAUUGCUCAAUGGGAAAAUGAUACAAAUGAUGGAUUGAAGCUCGUAGAGUCCAUUGAAAUGAAUACGAAGCACUACGUCGAAAUCCUAUCUAGGGCUAUUGAUAAGAAGAUGCCCGCACCCACGACCGGCAUAACGUUCAAAGAUGAUGUUCUCGAUGUAAUCAUGGAAAGGAGACAGGCCCGGAAUCGCGAUCUUGCCGAGGCAGCUGCCAACACCAAUAACCCAGAUUUACUCGAGUCCACUUUCCCAGCACAGCUUACGAGGAGAUAUACGCUUGUUUUUAAGCCUAGAACAUCUACCGACGAAAAGCCAGUGAAGGCCCUUGCCGUACGGCAAGUACGAGGAGAGCAUCUUGGCCAUCUUAUCACAAUCCGUGGUAUCGCGACCAGAGCAUCGGACGUGAAGCCCAUCGUGCAAGUCGGUGCAUAUACUUGUGACCGUUGUGGAUGCGAAAUUUUCCAGCCCGUCAACGAUAAGCAAUAUGCUCCCCUUACCAGCUGCCCGUCGCAGGAAUGCAAGGAAAACCAGUCGAGGGGGCAACUUUUCCAAUCCUCACGGGCAUCCAAGUUCUUACCUUUCCAAGAAGUUAAGAUUCAAGAGUUGGCAGAGCAAGUACCUAUCGGCCAGAUCCCCCGAACCCUCACGGUAAUGUGCUAUGGUAGCGCAGUCCGCCAGGUCAACCCUGGAGAUAUAGUCGAUAUUUCCGGAAUUUUCCUGCCCACCCCCUAUACGGGCUUCCAAGCCAUGCGAGCUGGACUUCUGACUGAUACGUAUCUCGAAGCACACCAUAUUGUUCAGCACAAGAAAGCGUACGAAGAGAUGAUCAUCGACGACAAGUUGUUGAACCGUAUUAACACAUUCAGUCGGUCGGGCACUGUAUAUGAAAUGCUAGCUAAGUCGAUUGCCCCCGAAAUCUACGGUCACCUUGACGUAAAAAAGGCGCUCCUACUGUUACUGGUUGGUGGUGUCACGAAGACAAUGGGUGACGGUAUGCGCAUUCGUGGCGACAUCAACAUUUGCUUAAUGGGUGACCCUGGUGUGGCCAAGUCUCAGCUGUUGAAGUAUAUAUCAAAGGUUGCUCCUCGAGGUGUCUAUACAUCCGGCCGUGGUUCAAGCGGUGUCGGUCUUACUGCAGCUGUAAUGCGCGAUCCUGUAACGGACGAGAUGGUUCUUGAAGGCGGUGCACUGGUCUUGGCCGACAACGGUAUCUGCUGCAUCGACGAGUUCGAUAAAAUGGAUGACAAUGACCGAACUGCUAUCCACGAAGUUAUGGAACAGCAGACGAUUUCCAUCUCUAAGGCCGGUAUCUCGACUACACUGAACGCGAGAACAUCGAUCCUAGCUGCCGCUAACCCUAUUUAUGGCCGUUAUAAUCCACGUAUAUCGCCAGUCGAGAAUAUCAACUUACCGGCGGCUCUACUUUCUCGUUUCGAUAUUCUAUUCUUAUUACUCGAUACACCAACCCGCGAGAGUGAUGCGCAAUUAGCUAAGCACGUAGCAUACGUGCACAUGCACAGCAAACACCCUGACCUCUACGCCGGCGAUGGCGGCGAGGCAGCACAGCAGGCAAACAUAGUCUUCACACCCCAUGAGGUACGAGCGUAUGUGGCGCAAGCCCGUACAUACCGGCCUACGGUCCCGGAGACCGUCACUGAGUAUCUAACCAAGACUUACGUCCGCCUACGAGACGCGCAACGACGCGCCGAGAAGAAGAAUAAGCAGUUCAGUCACACGACGCCACGGACACUGUUGGGUGUGGUACGUCUCGCGCAAGCCCUAGCGCGACUCCGAUUCGACACCGAGGUCAACCGGGACGAUGUAGACGAGGCGUUGAGGCUUAUGGAGGCCAGUAAGGAUAGCUUAGCUGCUCAUGAAGCUACGGGUGGCAGGAGAACGCUCAACGCGGCUAGCCGUAUCUACAACCUCGUUAAAUCUCUGGCUGAUAGCGGCGCAUGCCGAGCUGAAGAUGACGAGGACGACGAUGAGGGUACAGUGGAAUUGAGCAUGCGAAAAGUGCGCGAGCGUGUCCUGGGUAAGGGUUUUACCGAGGACCAGUGGUUAAACGCACUGGACGAGUACACGAAUCUUGAUGUCUGGCAGACGGCUGGCAAUGGCAGCAGGCUGGUGUUCGUCACGGCCAACGAUAAUGCAGGGGAGGAAGAUGACGAAUAAGGUGACUUAUAACCUGCCUACCUACAGUGAAUGUGAGAGGCAAAGCAAUGUAAUGUAAAGCCUUUAAUGCAUACGGCUUCGGCUCUAGAAGUAUAAGGAUGAAAAGUAAGCCACGGCGUUAUGGAACAGGUAUCAAUGCUAAGUAUCACCGAUAUGACGAGUGAAACGUUUUUCUGCCAUAGCAGUUUGGUUACUUCAGGCUAGUUCUUAAUAUUAUAAGUGAGAGAAAGUUACUUCAAGCAGUACAUGUGUUGCAUCCUUGGAUAUGCGGGAUGCUACCUACUACUUGGUCCAAAUAUUACACGUUGCCGUUUCUA